Phycomyces blakesleeanus NRRL 1555(-) is the source of this 902-nucleotide messenger RNA. RefSeq names its product succinate dehydrogenase flavo protein subunit 3 SDH3 (gene SDHC). Gene Ontology annotation, molecular function: electron transfer activity; succinate dehydrogenase activity. Gene Ontology annotation, biological process: mitochondrial electron transport, succinate to ubiquinone; tricarboxylic acid cycle. The coding region runs from base 55 to 603 and encodes 182 amino acids. The record is from RefSeq and is a predicted model, not a curated record. The transcript is spliced from 5 exons. NCBI's taxonomy places the organism in Eukaryota, Fungi, Mucoromycota, Mucoromycetes, Mucorales, Phycomycetaceae. Gene Ontology annotation, cellular component: membrane.
GAGCUACCCCCCUCUCUACCCCACUCUUGCUUGACUGCUACACUACAAAGAACAAUGAUGGCCACUCGCUCCCUCCUCCAGACUGUCGCUCAGAACCCCGUUGCUCGUUCUGCUCUUUUUAGAAACACUGCGGUCACUUCUAUGAGUGUCAGACGUUUCAACGCUUCCCCUGCCAACAAGGAGCAGUGUGCCGCUGCCGAAUCCGAGAUUUUGCGUCAGCAGCGCAAGGUUCGCCCCGUAUCUCCUCACUUGGAGAUCUAUCAGCCUCAAAUUACCUGGUACUUGUCUGGUCUUCAUCGUAUUACUGGUGCCGCUAUCGGUGGUGGCUUUUACUUGGGUGCUCUUGGAUACUUGGCUGCCCCCGCUCUUGGUUACCCUAUUGAUGCUGCCACUGUUGUCUCUGCUGCUGCUUCUGCCCCUGUUGCCUUGAAGGUCCUUGCCAAGGGCACCAUUGCAUUCCCCUUUGUUUUCCACAGCUUGAACGGUAUCAGACAUUUGGCCUGGGAUGUUACAAAGUUCAUUGAUAUCAAGAGCGUUUACACCACCGGUUACGCUGUUCUUGCUGGAACUGCUGUCGGAACUGCUUACUUGGCCUCCUUGUAAAUCACAUAAAAUUAAAUAAAAUGUGCUGUUGCUGUUGUUGCUGUUGCUGUCUUUCUUUCUCUAUUGGAUAUAAUAUUGUAUUAAUCAUUCAGAGGCAUACAGAAGAAUAUUUUUCAUAGGCACAACCUUUAUCUUUUUGCUGUAUGGAAAAGAGGAAAUAUUCGACACAAUUGUCUUUCGGUUAAUGGGUGGAUUCCGUUUGUUGAAAGAGGGGUGGUCCCCCAUGUCGGACGUUGGAUUGGAAAGAAUAGAAUUAUGCAUUUAACCAACCAAGAAUUAAAACACACUGUCAACCCAUG